This is a messenger RNA of Alnus glutinosa, 869 nucleotides long. Its product is annotated as E3 ubiquitin-protein ligase SINAT2-like. The coding region runs from base 19 to 756 and encodes 245 amino acids. NCBI's taxonomy places the organism in Eukaryota, Viridiplantae, Streptophyta, Magnoliopsida, Fagales, Betulaceae. The transcript has 3 exons. Gene Ontology annotation, biological process: multicellular organism development; ubiquitin-dependent protein catabolic process. Gene Ontology annotation, cellular component: cytoplasm. Gene Ontology annotation, molecular function: ubiquitin protein ligase activity; protein binding; zinc ion binding. The record is from RefSeq and is a predicted model, not a curated record.
CUUGAGUGCCCUGUUUGCAUGAAUCUAAUGUACCCUCCAAUAUACCAGUGUCCAAAUGGCCACACUCUAUGUUCAAACUGCAAGGCUAGAGUGCACAACUGUUGCCCCACAUGCCGCCAUGAGCUUGGAAAUAUAAGGUGCUUGGCUUUAGAGAAAGUAGCAGAGUCACUAGAGCGCCCAUGCAGGCACCAAGUAUUGGGUUGUCACGAUAUAUUCCCAUAUUACAGCAAGCUCAAACAUGAGAAACACUGUAAAUAUCGUCACUACAACUGCCCUUAUGCUGGAGCUGAUUGUUCUGUCACUGGUGAUGUCCCACUCCUUGUCAUGCAUCUCAAGAAGGAUCACAAGGUUGAUAUGCAAGAUGGAUGUACUUUCAGCCACAGAUAUGUGAAAUCCAAUCCUCAAGAAGUUGGAAAUGCUAUAUGGAUGUUAACUGUCUUCAACUGCUUUGGCCGUCAGUUCUGCUUGCACUUUGAGGCAUUCCAUCUUGAAAUGGCACCCGUUUACAUGGCCUUCCUGCGAUUCAUGGGUGAUGAAGAUGAGGCCAAGCAAUUUAGUUACAAUCUGGAAGUUGGCGGAAAUGGCAGGAAACUUACAUGGCAAGGUAUACCAAGGAGUAUCAGGGAUAGCCAUAAAAAGGUAAGGGAUAGUCAAGAUGGAUUAAUUAUUCAGAGAAAUCUAGCACUCUUCUUUUCUGGCAGCAAUAGGCAGGAGUUGAAGCUGAAAGUUUCUGGUCGUAUAUGGAAAGAGCAAUGAGAUAUUAUAAUAACCACUUUAAAAGGCUGAAUAGAUAAGUUCAUUUAUUACAUUGUAAAUGGGUAGAUUCUGUGUUUCUUGUUAAAUUGAGAUCAGUUAUCAUUAAUUUGCAA